Messenger RNA from Penicillium verrucosum, 1080 nucleotides. Its product is annotated as zinc-dependent alcohol dehydrogenase. The transcript is spliced from 3 exons. NCBI's taxonomy places the organism in Eukaryota, Fungi, Ascomycota, Eurotiomycetes, Eurotiales, Aspergillaceae. Gene Ontology annotation, molecular function: oxidoreductase activity; zinc ion binding. The record is from RefSeq and is a predicted model, not a curated record. The coding region runs from base 1 to 1080 and encodes 359 amino acids.
AUGGGCUCCGUCAUGGAUUACUCUCAAGUCGAGAUUCCCACGCACUGUAAAGCGGGGGUGGUGGUGAACGAAGGCCCCGAUUUCCAUGUCGAGGUACAGACGGUGCCGGUGCCACAACCAGGCCCCGACGAUGUUUUGAUCAAGCUCAACUACACUGGACUUUGCUCGUCCGACAUCCAUAUGAUGCAAGGAGAUCUAGGUCUCCCGUUCAUGUCAGUGUUUGGUGUGCGAUCACCAGGACAUGAAGGUGCGGGUGUAGUGGUCAAAGUUGGAGCCAACGUCAAGACUUUCAAGUUGGGCGAUAGAGCCGGAAUCAAACCGAUGAUGGAUACAUGCGGGUCCUGUGCACUUUGCUGGGACGACAAAGAGACGUACUGCAAGGGCGCAAUUCUCGCUGGUCUGCAGACGGCAGGUACUUACCAGCAAUACUUGGUAUCACCGGCACGAUAUGCAUCGCCAAUUCCAGAUGGAGUCCCCGAUGAAAUUGCCGGCCCAAUUAUGUGUAGUGCCAGCACUAUGUACCGAUCUCUGAUUGAGUCUAACCUUCGAUCCGGGGCUUGGGUUGUUUUCCCCGGCGGAGGUGGGGGUGUGGGAAUUCAAGGUGUACAGCUGGCUAAAGGCAUGGGAAUGCGGCCCAUCGUGGUAGACACGGGAGCAUCCAAACAGAAAUUAGCGCUGGAGAUGGGAGCAGAGGCCUUUGUGGAUUUCAAAGAAGUUGCUGAUCCCGCCAAAGCUGUGAUUAAAAUUUCCGACGGGGUCGGGGCUCAUGGGGUGUUUGUGACAGCCCCUGCUGCUUAUAAAACAGCAGUUUCAUUUAUCGGAGACCGGAUCGGAGGCAUUGUGAUGUGUGUCGGUCUUCCUCCCGCAGGGUCGAUGACGAUAGGAGCCGAUCCCUGUCAGUAUAUCUUCAAAAAUCUUACCAUCAAGGGCACCCUUGUCGGUAGCCGGAGUGAUACUGCCAUGGCAUUGGAUUUCGCACGGAGAGGGGCUCUAAGACAAAUUUGUGAAGUCUAUCCACUAAAUCGCAUGCCCGAGGCUGUGGAAAAACUUCGGAGGGGGAAGUCGCCGGGCGGAUUGUGA